UAAUAAGUAUUUGCCCCUUGCCACAGAUUGUGCCGGUGCUUUGAACCAAUCGGAAGCUGAAAUAUUAACAUGUGGCUUUACACGUGGCUUAUGAAGUAUGUACCAGGGUCUGGCGGUGCGUACCCGUUUCACCUAGCGAUCUGUCUCAGUCUCCCCUGACUCUGAGUCUGAGGCUCGAGCUUCUCACUUACGCGAGUUGCAUUCCAUUUCAGGCGCCUUUCCUCCCCUGCCUCCACCUUCCUCCUUGCUUCGGGUGCCAAGUCGAAGAGUUGCUCCCAUUGCUGAUUCGUGUCAUUCUCUGACUACAAAGCCCAGCUUUGCAUCCGCUCUCUCGUAGACACCUUUUGGAGCUCUGUGUUUUUCAAUAAUCAGGCGCCAUGCGGUUAGAAAAGUGCUGGUUCUGUUCGUCGACGAUAUACCCGGGGCAUGGGAUACAAUUUGUCCGGAACGAUGCAAAGAUCUUCCGGUUUUGCCGGUCAAAAUGCCACAAGAACUUCAGGAUGAAGCGGAACCCUAGAAAGGUCAAGUGGACGAAGGCCUAUAGGAAACUCCAUGGGAAGGAGCUUGCGGUGGACGCGACCUUCGAACUAGAACGGAAGAGAAAUCGGCCGGAGCGGUAUGAUCGGAAUGUGGUGGAGCAGACAGUGAAGGCAAUGAAGAAGAUUGCAGAAGUGAGGGAGAAGCGGGAGUCGCGAUUCUGGGAGAAGAGGAUGAGCGGGAAGAAGGCCAGAGAAAGGAAGGAGGCGGCCAAGGAGCUCGAGCAGAACAUCCACCUCGUCAAAGCGCCGGUCGCUCUCCAGCUCGACUCGUCGCUUACCUUGCCGAAGGCUCCGGAGAAGCUCAAGGUCCGGGUACAAACGGGGGGCCAGGCAGAAGCUAUGCAAGAAUAGAGUGUACAUAUUUGAACCCAAAAUACUGGGGAAGUCCGACAGUCUCGAAUGCUGCCAGGCGAUCAAGCGCCUUCUGGCAGCAUACGGAUACUAUGCCAAUAGCAUGGCAGGGAGCUGCCCUGUCCCUAUGAUGAAUCAGCCAGCGACAGUUAUUGUAUUUCGUUCAACUGCCCCGGGCUGAAAGCUAACCUCAUAUGGGUUGUUGAGUGGCUGCGCCAUUUGAAAGUCUGCCUGGCAUGGUGCUUGUCCAACAUGCCACCGUCCUGAACGUAGCGUACUGCACCUGUUUGGUCGAUUCUACACCGACCUCCAGCUCCUUUAUCUAGACAGCCGCGGCGCCUGGCACCUCUUGGCACACGG
Molecule: messenger RNA, 1250 nt
Organism: Klebsormidium nitens
Lineage: Eukaryota; Viridiplantae; Streptophyta; Klebsormidiophyceae; Klebsormidiales; Klebsormidiaceae
Source: the annotation of a GenBank genome assembly